Symbiodinium natans is the source of this 1506-nucleotide messenger RNA. NCBI's taxonomy places the organism in Eukaryota, Dinophyceae, Suessiales, Symbiodiniaceae. The record is from the annotation of a GenBank genome assembly.
AUGCCGGCGCUGUGCGUGACGCUGAUCAGCGGCAAGAGCGUGGUGGAGCUUGAUGACUUCGAAGGCCCCGGCUGUGACUUGCGGGUGCUCGUCGCCUAUGAGUUGCGGGUCUCGCCUGAGCGGGUGAAGCUCUUGGCAGGCAGCAGGGAAAUCACGAAUGAGGAGAGCCUCAACAACGAGGUGGGCCAAGUCACAGCCAUGGUGGCAGAGGGGCAAGAGCUGCCGGGGUGGUGCCAGGAGAAACUGCUCGGCUUCUUCUCCUUUGUGGAGGCUCCAGGAGUCGGCCCGCUUCCCGAAGGGUCGGAAGAGAUCGACGCCCAGAUGAUGGGCCACGUGCUGAUGCUGGCGAUGCAGCGCUUCGGCAGGAGGACGCGGCACAGGUACGUCAGCUCCCUUCUUGCAAUGGGCGUGUACGUGGACGAUGUCCGGGGCUUCCUGACCAGCAUGUUCAAGCCAGACACGUUCAACGAGCACUGGGCACGGAGCAAGCUGCGCAACAAACAGGAUCUCUCGAAAUGGAGGGCGCUCCACUGGAAGAUCAAGGCAGAGCAAGACCGGCUGAAAGAAGCCAUCAAUGCCUUCCUGGCGUUGGAUGUACGCCUCAGCAUCUAUGGUUGGGGUGCAACCCGUUGCUACAGCCGCUGGGAAACGCACGACGCGGGCGGCAAGACUUCCCGCCACCGAGUCUAUGGACUGCGCCUCAACCACAACGCGGUCGAGUUCGACAAAGUGCUGGGCCUGUGGUUGGAGCCGGAGGGCAUUCUGGACAGGCAGGCUGCAACCUUCAUCCGCGCUACCUGGUCGGGGUACUAUGCACGGUCGAGGCGUCUGGGAAGGGAAGAUGGGAACGAUCUCCGACGAGAAGUUUCUGUCGAGGAGGUGGUGGCCCGCUUUCAGACGCUUCUUCACCUCCUGGCCGCAUCACAGAUGGGUCGGGAAGACGCUGCGUGGCUCAGGCCCCAUGUGGAAAAGGCCAUGGCCGCCAUGAUGGAGGGAAUCCGCAAAGAGACCACGCUCCUCGCAGCGACGGCGUACAACCCCACACAGAAGGAUCAGGAUGAGGCGUGCAUGACGAUCCUGAGGAACGUCGCCAAAGCCAUGCUGGAUGCGUCGGUGCAUAUGCAGAAUCUCAGGGAGCAGGCCUUCGAAAACCUUCUGUGGAUGGCCGCGCACCGCAACGACGCCGUGAGAAUUGGUGGCAUGAAGCUCCUCAACGAACUCUUCCCGACGGAGGAGAGGACCACCCAGCUGAUGGAGAUGCCUGGGACGGACUGGCCACACAUGCACAUGCACUCCAAGUCGCAAGCUGCGAGUCCAAGCAGCGACCACUCCACGCCUCCCAUCUCCGAGAUCCCGAGCAGCCUUCCCUCCCCUCGUCGCCUGGUGGAGAAGAGUCGAGGUUUCCUUGGCAAUCCCGUGGCACUUCGUCAGGAGGAGGAUGAUGUGCCAAUAGCCGGGCGGCACAUCCUUUUCGAGCAUUACCGCAUCGGCCCGGACGAGUGGUGA